AGAAUCAGUGGAACUGUGAUUGCGAUCUGCGGUCGUCGCGGGAAUGGAUGCUCCGAAACAAUGUCCCGCAAUCCAUACCUCCCACGUGUCAGACACCCCAACGCGUGUCCGGACUCAUGUGGAACUCCCUCGACAUCGACGACUUCGCCUGCGCUCCCGAUAUCAUCAGUACUGCCACUGAAGUGACCAAAUAUGUCGGCGGAAACGCCACCCUUUCCUGUGUUGUCAAAGGACAGCCCCAACCGAAGAUCUUUUGGUAUGUUGACGAUGGCUUCUAUAGGAACCUGUCAUCCCAUUUGGUGAGAGGGGAGAAGUUUUUCUUAUACGAGGAGAAAAGCGACGGAAUCGUGAACUCAAUGCUAACGAUCACCGGUUUAGAGGAAUCCGAUUCCCAAUCAUUCAUCUGUUCGGCGGAAAACAGGGCCGGAAUUGCGACCAAAAACUUUACCAUAACUGUAAUGGCGCUACCAUUUGGAGCGGUGGCCGGUUGGUCGAAGGUGGAGGUGGCCGGCGCUGUGGUCGGCAUUCUCUCCUCAUUGGUGUUCAUCUUCGUGUUGGUCACCAUAUUUCUGAUCCGUUCGCGUCGAUCACACCAUCCGCCGGACGACAAGCCCUCUCCCAUAUCGGUGCUCAAGAAUUUGUCGCCCGGAGUGAAGUGCGAGUCGUCCGGUAUUAAGAGUCACGUGACUGUCAUCGGAAAGGAUGGCAACGAGAAGAAGCCCGAGAACGGCAACAAUAGCUCCGGUUAUGGCUCCGGAGGUAUGACUCCUGACUUAACGAAGACUGGUUUUGAUUUGAAUGGAUAUCACAAUAAUAUUUCCGGCAACGGUUACACUACUAACGAAAGUCAUUUCACGUCACAAAUGAUGCCAACAAUUGGUUAUCAAACCCAAAGCCAACUCUCGGUUGGGAACCAGAGUUUCACACAAUUGGCACCCGAUGUGAGCCAA
Molecule: messenger RNA, 950 nt
Organism: Medioppia subpectinata
Lineage: Eukaryota; Metazoa; Arthropoda; Arachnida; Sarcoptiformes; Oppiidae
Source: the annotation of a GenBank genome assembly